GAAUAGGACAAAGUUUGAGGAGUGAACAUGACAUCACUAAAGCUUUCUCUCCACCCUAAAUAUUGUGGGAUGGAGGUACACAUUGUCAGGAUCUAAACUCGGAUUCCUCAGAGGUGACAGGGAGAAGAACAACAGAUGCCUUAGGAUUUGGGAGUUUGCUGUUUCCGCCGGUACCUGGUGCAGAUCCCAUAUGAAUAUCUGAGCUACAGUGAGAAAGGGCAGCAAACGAAAGAGUGGGGACAUUCCCAGCAUGAGAGCAGAGAGAAAGAUAUGCAAAACUUAGACUUUCUGCUUUUCAUGCAAACCAAUGACUCCAGGAGAACAGAGCUUUUGUAGCAAGUUAAGAAAUAUUGCACUGAAAAGUACUUGCCCUUGUGCUAAAAUUGCUGCCAGUCUACUCAAAGACCAGACAGCGCGGUGGGCAUCAAAUAUCUGCAGUAAAGGAUACAUCACAGAUUACGCUGAGGUCCUGAUUUGUAUUGUUUCCAUGGAGUGGUCACUGCAGUUUUGGAUUGUCAUUCUGUGUCUGAAACGGUGUGGGAGUCAGGCUUCUAAGAACUAUUCUUGGUUUCAAGAUCAACCAGGCUUCAAAGUCCUGACCACAGCCUCACAUUAUUGGCCUCUCGAGGUGGUGAAUGGAAUUCUGCAGCUGCAUCGCAACAGUGAUAUAACUGUCGCCAUCCACAACGUCACUGUGCUUCAUUCCCAUACCUCUUCCUCUGUUCAUAUCAAUGAUUCUGCCUACUCUAACUCCUCUGCAACUGUAGAGAUCGUAGAAGGGACAGUGAACCAGGGAAUUUUCCUGAAUGAGAACCUCAAUGAACCCAAUGGAUUUUCUCUUUUAUACUUUGGAAGCUACAAAAAUUCCUGCAUCAGUAACCCAAGUAUUUGCGGGCCUUCAGGAGUAACAUUUUCCUUUUUCUGGAAGAGCCAAAACCAAAAGGACAGCAAUCAAGAUCACCAUCAGAAUAGAAAGCACGCACGUGCAUCAGGGAAAAAAGUGACAUCUAGCGGAUUUGAAGUCUUCUCGGAUGAAACAGAGGGUUAUGUAGUUGUUUACAACCAUAACAAAUCAUUGAUAUGGAAAGCAAAGAUCAACCCCCCAGGUCCCCACUGGACACAUGUCUUAUUCACCUGGACUUCGAGUGAUGGCCUGAAAAUUUAUGUUAACGGUACAUUUAGCUCCAGUGACUCACAUGGACAGGAAUUCCACAGUUAUGGAGAUGCAAACGGCAGUCUGGUUGUGGGGACAAGCACUGAUUCCUCCAAACAUUACAUAAACUGCGCAUUUGAUGAGUUUGUCAUCUGGGAGAGAGCUCUUAACCCCUCUGACAUCCAUUUCUACUUUUUGGCUGCCACUGGUAAAGAAGCCUUUAUUACUUCUACAACCUCAAUCUUCCCCAGAACUUCACUUCCUACGGUUUCCACGGAUGCAUAUUAUUCCAUGUUGACCAACCUAAACCAAGAGGGAGGGAGUUUUCGUCACUCCAAACCUGCUUUGGACUUGCUGCAGAAUGUGACAGGGUCCAUGCCCAAAAAGUCCUGGUCAAAAGACACAGUGGGAAAGCUAACCGAGACAUUCCUGAAAACAGUGGGAGAGGUUUUGAUGCCUGCAGGGACUGAUGACUCCACUUCUCAGGAUGACGUGGGGGGUCUUAUUGAAACUGUUGAUCAAGUGAUUGGACAUAUGGCAGUCAACCUUCAAGAAAACCAAUCAGAUAUUGUAACACUGGAGGGAAAAUCAUCUGUUGCAGAUUAUUCCAUGGUGAAGGUGCCUCAAGCUUUGAGUUUACGCCACUAUCGCUUUCCGUCUCAAGGGCAGUCUUAUAUUUCUGUUCCAGGAGAAGCUUUUCAAGGCAAAUCACGAACCACCAUUGUUGGAUUGCUUUAUCAUACGAUGCACUACCUCUAUAAGUGGAUCAAGCCCGGUGAUACCAGGAUAUCAGGCGCAGAGCAAUAUAAAGAUCACUUGAUUGCUGCCAGUUACAUUAUCUCUCUAAAAGUGGAGCCUCCUCCGAAUCUGUCUGCAAAUCUCUCUGGAUCCCCGUUGAUUACAAUUCAGCUGACGCACAUUCUGACCCCCAAACUUUAUGCUGAAGCUGUGAAUGACAGUAACCAUGUGUAUAUGUACUGUGCCUUCCUAAACUUCAGUUCGGGCUCUGGAAUAUGGUCCAAUAAAGGCUGCAUUCGCGUUGAAGGCAACUUGAAUUACUCUGUCUGUCGCUGCAAUCAUCUUACAAAUUUUGCUAUUCUGAUGCAGGUGGUCCCAUUUAAGGUUGCGGAAAGCCACAAGGUGGCACUGUCCUCCAUCACUUACAUUGGUUGUUCCCUGUCUAUCUUCUGCCUGGCAAUUACAUUGGUCACAUUUGCUAUAUUGUCGUCGGUCAGCACCAUAAGAAAUCAGCGAUAUCAUAUCCAUGCCAACCUCUCCUUUGCAAUCCUGGUGGCACAGAUUCUGCUCCUCAUAAGCUUCCGUUUUGUGUCAGGGACGCUGCCAUGCAAGAUCAUAGCCAUCCUGCUCCAUUUCUUCUUUCUGAGUGCAUUUGCCUGGAUGCUUGUGGAAGGUCUGCACCUCUACAGUAUGGUGAUUAAGGUGUUCGGUUCAGAAGAGAGCAAACACCUCUAUUAUUAUGGAAUUGGAUGGGGCUCUUCACUUGUUAUCUGCAUUGUAUCUGUAACAUCUGCACUGGACAGCUAUGGAGAAAAAGGAAAUUGCUGGCUUUCUCUUGAAAAGGGAGCGAUCUGGGCUUUUGUGGCACCGGCACUGUUUGUGAUUGUGGUUAAUAUAGGCAUCCUUAUAGCAGUCACCAGAAUCAUUUCCAGAAUCAGUGCUGACAACUACAAGGUGCACAGAGAUGCAAAUGCCUUCAAGUUGACAGCUAAAGCCGUUGCUGUGCUUUUGCCAAUUCUAGGCAGUUCCUGGGUCUUCGGAGUUCUUGCUGUUAAUGACCAAACCAUUGUUUUUCAAUACAUGUUUGCGAUAUUCAACUCUUUGCAGGGGUUUUUCAUCUUUCUUUUCCACUGCCUCCUGAACUCAGAAGUAAGAGCAGCAUUCAAGCACAAAACCAAAGUUUGGUCACUCACCAGUAGUUCCAUUCGCAACAUCAAUGUGAAACCUUUCAACUCAGACAUUAUGAACGGAAACAGAGCCAACACGACUCCUACAAAGAUGAAUACAUGGGAUAAAAGCAGCAACUCAGCCAAUAGGAUUGACUUGUCUGCAGUGUGAAGUAGAGAGGACUCCACUGUCAACAAUGAAGACCUAUAGUGCCUUUCAUGUACUUUAUUGCCUUAAUUCAAGUUCAUGCCAUCCUUUCUCACUUACAAAUACACACAACAAAGAAAACA
Molecule: messenger RNA, 3348 nt
Organism: Xenopus laevis (African clawed frog)
Lineage: Eukaryota; Metazoa; Chordata; Amphibia; Anura; Pipidae
Gene: adgrd1.L
Product: adhesion G-protein coupled receptor D1
Exons: 26
Coding region: 308-3229 (973 amino acids)
Source: RefSeq, a predicted model, not a curated record